This is a messenger RNA of Daucus carota subsp. sativus, 1860 nucleotides long. Its product is annotated as cytochrome P450 93A3. The transcript has 2 exons. Gene Ontology annotation, molecular function: iron ion binding; heme binding; monooxygenase activity. Bases 153 to 1700 code for a protein of 515 amino acids. NCBI's taxonomy places the organism in Eukaryota, Viridiplantae, Streptophyta, Magnoliopsida, Apiales, Apiaceae. The record is from RefSeq and is a predicted model, not a curated record.
UAAUUUCACUACAAACAUUAUUACCAGCAAAAUUUAAGAUUAAGCAAAAAACCUUUAAGGUAAAACAAACAUAGCCAAGAUUCGAGUUCAUAUAUAUAGAAUGCAUCCAUAUAUGAAUUUAUUACCAGCACCACUUCGUCGUCUCAUUUACCAUGGCUGAUUAUCAAGGUUACAUAGUUAUCUUCUUGUUCUUUGUCAUCCCUGUUAUAGUACUCCAAGCCAUAUUCAAAAGUCGAAAAAACUCCAGGCUUCCUCCUGGCCCUCUUAGGCUUCCAAUCAUCGGUCAUCUUCACCUUCUUGGCCCCAUACCACAUCAGGCUUUUCACAAGCUCUCCAUUAAAUAUGGACCUUUAGUCCAUGUCUUUGCUGGAUCUAAUCCUUGUGUCAUCGCCUCGUCUCCUGAAAUGGCUAAAGAGUUUCUCAAAAUAAAUGAGACAUCUUGGUCAGACAGGCCACAGAAUACAGCCACAGAUUACUUGGGAUAUGGCUCACAAGAUUUUACAUUUGCUCCCUAUGGACCAUACUGGAAAUUUGUCAAGAAACUAUGCAUGUCUGAGCUUCUUGGUGGUCGAAGUCUAGAUCUUUUUCAACCUGUUAGACGCCAAGAGAUUUGUAGUAUGGUCAAUGUAAUGCUUACUAAAGCCAAAGCUGGAGUGAAGGUUGAUAUUGGAGCUGAGCUCAUGAGGCUCAACAGCAAUGUACUUUCAAGAAUGAUUAUGAGGGAGAGGUGCUCAGAGAAUGAGGAUGAAGCUGGGAAAGUUAAGACAAUGAUCAAAGAGGUUUCUAACGUUAUAGGGAUAUUCAAUUUGGGUGACUACAUAUGGUUUUGCAAGAAGUGGGAUUUGCAGGGAAUUAAAAGAAAGCUUGUGAAUGUUCGCGGAAGGUAUGAUCUAAUGAUGGACAGGAUUAUACAGGAGCACAGAGACGUAAGGAGGAAGAGGAAAGCGCACGGUGUUGGCUCGUGCUCAGAGAAAGACUUGCUUGAUAUCUUACUUGAUAUUUCAGAAGAUGAGACCAUGGAGAUCAAAUUGAGCAUUGAGAACAUCAAGGCUUUCAUACUGGAUGUAUUUUCAGCUGGAACAGACACAACUGCCAUCUUAACAGAAUGGGCAGUUGCUGAACUAAUUAACCAUCCAGACAUUAUGCAAAAAGCUGUACAAGAACUAGACACUGUUGUUGGAACUACCAAACUAGUAGAAGAAUCUGACGUCGAGAAUCUCCCCUACCUCCAAGCAAUUUUCAGGGAAACUGCAAGACUUCACCCUGUUGCUCCCCUAUUAUUCAGACAAUCAAGCAAAGAUUGCAGCAUUGCAGACUACCAUAUACCCGCCAAGACAGGACUAUUUGUAAAUAAUUGGGCUCUAGGCCGAGACCCGGACCACUGGGAAAGUCCCCUUGAAUUUAAACCUGAGAGGUUUCUUCUAGGCACUGGAAAGAGACAGUUGGAUGUGAAAGGAGGGCAAUUUCAUUUCUUGCCAUUUGGAAGCGGGCAGCGAGGGUGUCCAGGGAGCUCACUAGCAUUGCAUCUUGUUCAAACAAGCCUUGCUGCAAUCAUACAAUGCUUUGAGCUAAAAGCAGGGAGUGAAGGGGAUCUUGGUGAUGGUAGUGUGGACAUGGAGGAGGCUCCAGGGUUGACACUCCCCAGGGCUCAUCCUUUGGUUUGUAGUCUGGUUGCUAGGCCACCAUUUGCAUGUAUGUAGCAAGGGGGUUUUUAAUUCAUGCAAGUCUUGUAAUAAUGAAGCUCUGGCAGAUUCUUUGGUCACUAAAAUUCUGCAAACAAAUUAAGAAGUUUAGGACCAACAAAUUUCACAGUAUUAGUCUAUGGAGCUUAGAAAGAAAUAUGCCUUGUUUGCUCUUCUU